AUGGAUUGCGACUGUGAUUUUCUUUUGCCAUGUAGAGAGAGUUGGGAGGCACAUUACAGCAAUUGCUCGUCUAUUUGGUGUAAGGAAAACAAUGAAACAGCAAAGAAUAAAGACGGCACCAUCAGACUGAAAAACAAACAUCUCUCGUCACUCGAAUACGACGUGUUGUAUCACUUAGGACUUGAUACCAAGAACAAUGAUCUACAGACCAUGUUUGGGGAUGUCAAGUUCGUUUGUAUGGGUGGAACGAAAAAAAGAAUGAAGGAUUUCGCUGUAUAUAUUGCUAAUGUGCUUCAACUACCUAAUGAGGGGCUUGUUAAUAUUACAAAGAAUUCCCAUAGAUAUGCCAUGUAUAAAAUUGGACCGGUGUUGUCUGUUAAUCACGGCAUUGGAGUUCCUUCUAUGACAAUACUUCUGCAGGAAGUCAUAAAAAUGCUUUCUUACGCUAAAGCCAAAGACCCCAUUUUCUUCAGGAUCGGUACUUGUGGAGGAUUAAAGAUACCAGCGGGAUCUGUAGUCAUAUCCUCUUGGGCACUGAACGGGAUCCUGGAAAAGUCGUAUAAUUUAAUACAUAUAGAAGUUAAAAGUUUCUUGCAGCCGAUCAUGGGUAAAGUGCACAAACUGCCAUCGUUUUUCGAUAAGCGUCUUAAUCAAGAAUUGCACUUCCUUGCGUCAGAGGAAACGGGGUUUGAAACCUUCAUAGGUGGCACGAUGGCAGCCGAUGACUAUUACCAAGGUCAAGCACGACUGGACGGUCCUUUCUGUGACUACUCAGAGGCUGAUAAAAUGUCAUUCCUGAACCAGUUGAUUGAUAUUGGAGUCAGGAAUAUCGAAAUGGAAGCUACUGCCUUCGCUGCGUUAACUUCCAAGGCUGGUUUGAGAGCAGCUGAUGUUUGUGUUACAUUCCUCGAUAGACUUAAUGGGGAUCAGGUGACUUCAAGCAAUUCUAAGUUAGCAGAGUUUCAGGAAAGACCUAUGGUGGUUGUAGGAAAAUAUAUCUCUAGAUAUUAUGAAACAAAAUUAAAAUAG
This is a messenger RNA of Danaus chrysippus (African queen), 1029 nucleotides long. The record is from the annotation of a GenBank genome assembly. Lineage: Eukaryota; Metazoa; Arthropoda; Insecta; Lepidoptera; Nymphalidae.